This is a messenger RNA of Penicillium chermesinum, 798 nucleotides long. RefSeq lists its product as uncharacterized. The record is from RefSeq and is a predicted model, not a curated record. Bases 1 to 798 code for a protein of 265 amino acids. The transcript has a single exon. Lineage: Eukaryota; Fungi; Ascomycota; Eurotiomycetes; Eurotiales; Aspergillaceae.
AUGCCCCUUCCUCCACAGUACGAAAUUCGCUCGCUUGGGCCAGAGCAUGAGGAAUGGGCACGCGCUAUCUGUUUCUACACCAACAUGUUUCAUUCCCCGCUCUGGCCGGUAGUUUACCCGGAGAACAAACCUCGUCGUUUAUAUGGAUCGUUCCAAGCUGGGCACUAUCUGAUACAGCACCAGAUAAACUCGGGUUACUCUCUGGGAGUCUUUUGUAAAGACUAUCAGUUCAGGCGACCCGAAUCUGCGGCCACGGGUGGGAAAUUGUACUGGGACUUCAAUGACGAGAAUGCAACUGAGCAAGAGUUGCUAGAGCAGAUGGAUUUCCCGUUGGUAUCGAUCGCGAUGGCCUAUGACGGAUACCAUGCGCUGGAUAUGACGAAAAUCGCUCCUCUCGUGGAGACAUUACCAUUGUUUGGCGCUGUUUAUCAUAUUCUCGGGGAUCUAGAUAAACGCGAUCCUUCGUCAUGGAAGGCAACUGCUCCUGGGCAGGUCUUGAAGCGCAACUCGACCAGUACCCUUAAAUCUCACGAAGGACGGGGACUGAUGCGGCAGGCCGCUGAGGAGAUGAUGAGACGGGCAGCCGCACAGGGCUUCCGGGGAAUCCAGAUCGAGACCAUUUCUGCGGCAGUAGAGAAAGUCUGGUCCAACCCACCGCCUCCUUUCAAGGGGAAUGUUGUGGCCAGAUUCCAUACAUUAACUUACGAGGAAAAGGCGGAAUCGGGAGAGACCAUUUAUCCUUUCAGGCCAGGAAACACUAGUAUUGCUGCGAUCUACGUUGAUCUUCAGCCGCGGUGA